Molecule: messenger RNA, 324 nt
Organism: Rattus norvegicus (Norway rat)
Lineage: Eukaryota; Metazoa; Chordata; Mammalia; Rodentia; Muridae
Source: RefSeq, a predicted model, not a curated record
AUGGCAGGCAGGCCUGCAGUUGUAGCAUUAAGCAAGUGGCUGGAUGGUUUUCCGAAGUGGUAUUAUGAUACUACAAUAUUCAAUAACCUGGGGUUAAUGAGAGAUGAUACAAUACCUGAAACUGAAGAUAUAAGAGAAUCCAUAAGAAGGCUUCCUGAGGACCUUUCUAGUGACAGUAUGUUUCAAAUUAAGAGAGCCCCAGACCUGUCUAUGAAACAUCAGAUCUUGCCUAAGGAUCAGUGGAUAAAAUAUGAGGAGGACAAAUUCUACCUUGAACCCUAUUUGAAAGAGGUUAUUUGGGAAAGAAAGGAGAGAGAAGAGUAG